CUCUCUUCUCCAAAUUUUGUGCUAACAACUCAUCGAUCGAUCCCACACAAACUAAAUUUAUUAUGGGAGAUUUGGAAACUUUGGCCAAAGCAAGAAGAGAACUAGAAGAUUUGUAUCUUGGAGUUCCUGAUGCUUCUGUCAACCUUACUUUUGAAGACCUUUCUAAAGUCAUGAUGUCUGAUGUUUCUGAACCUUUGCCUAAUUCAUCACUUACCAGAUUGCCCAGCUUAGACUUUAACAGAGCUUUUAAAAAUAUUGUUAUUGAAAAUAAUUAUCAUACUAAUAAUCAUGUUUAUCAAGAUUACCGUCGCGCGCAAAACCAUGGUCACCAUGUCAUGAAGGAGAAUGACAUGUUGCAUGGACGCCAUAGUGACCGUCACCAUAAUCUUCAUCAUGGUUAUGGCGGCCAUGGAGGUUAUCAUCAUCGUGAAAUGGAUGGACAUGGAAAUCAUCAUGGGCAUGUCGUCGGAGGUCAUUAUCCUUACGGCUCACAUGGGAGGAUGCAUGUAGUAGGGAACAGCAUGAGUUAUGAUCAUGACAUGAGUCAAAUGAGUGGGAUAAGCACGGUAUCCACGGGCGGGCGUCAUUACCCGGGACGGCGGCGACCAGGGAUUCCUCACUCCAAUAUUUGUACAAUUUGCACCACCUACAUCUACCUCUUUCGUCACCGCUGUCUGGUAUGUGGAAGAGCCUACUGCAGGCAAUGCGUUCGCAUGGGCAUGGGAGAGAUGCCAGAAGGUAGAAAAUGUGUUGAAUGCUUGGGAAAAAGAUUUAGUCAAAGGUACAUAAAAAGAGCAGGAGAGAUGGGGUGUUGCAUGGGCUACCCAAGUAGGGUGAAGCAACAAGAGCUUAUAUGGGCCGAAAAGGGGCCGAGGAGAGUAGUGGCGGGCCAGAGUAGCAUGAUGAUGUCCACAUCAAGAAGCCCAUCUCCAAUUAUGGCCCAUUCACUGAUGGGCUCCCCUUAUUCACCUUACUCCUCCUCGCCUCACCACCCUCUUCCAUUGUAGCUGUAGGAACACAAGUCAUUCCUGUCUGAUUCUCUUUGAUUUCAUAAACAACACUAUUUAGUUA
Molecule: messenger RNA, 1071 nt
Organism: Nicotiana tabacum (common tobacco)
Lineage: Eukaryota; Viridiplantae; Streptophyta; Magnoliopsida; Solanales; Solanaceae
Source: RefSeq, a predicted model, not a curated record